AUGACCCCGCAUGCUCAGUUAUUAUCAAGCUUUGAGGCGGCACCGAAUGCUGAUGAAAAUGAAGUCCAGAAGAGGGAUACAAAUGAUCUACAUCCGCCACAGUUAUCCGGGAUCGUCGCUGACAGUGACGCACUUCAACCGACCAAACAACAGUUAGAAGAUGCCUUGGCGAAGAGCAGAUCAUAUUGGUACAAACAUGGCAUCAAGCCAGAAUUGGCAAAUCCUCACCACAUGCUUAUGAAAGUCCUUAGCAUGCAUGCCGGACCCCAUACUACUCAUUCCCACCACGUUGGCGCAUCUCUUUCCCCAUUGCUCUGUCUUCAAGCAUCCGUUAGCUGGCAUGUAGAUGAAUCUACAGACUGCGAUCGCAUUGAAAGAGACAAAACAAACAUUGUGCUUUUGUAUAUUGGCACGAAAGCUUCAGUCCCCUAUGCGCUCAAUGGCAAUGGGUUUCGUCAUUGGGUUGGCACAGAAGAUGAAACGGCUGGGAGAGGUGGUAUGAAAUAUACAGAGUCAAAAGCCGCUGUAUAUCGCCAGACUACUCAGUACACCCCAACACAUAUGAUCGAUAUCGGUGAGGCGGACGACGACACAAUCUCAUGGUGGUCAUCAAUCCUGGCUCCUGGCGAUGGUUGGAAAGCUAUCAUGAAGGAGUGUGAUGAUGGGGAAUUCCUUGCACCUUGGUCAGUCAUCUGCAGAUCACAGCAAUCAUUCGCGAUUCAAUGCAAAAGAAAGACUGCUACUGGGGAUUUCCCUCCCAUACCAAUGUCAUCUAGUAGGGCGUUUGAAGCUCUUUCUCGGUUUGCUCUCAUGUAUAACUUGGGGAGUCAGUUCCCCGUUGCUCUUGGAACUGCCAUUACAGUACCAACACAUAACUGUCAUGGCUCAACCAUUCAACUUCCUCCGCCAACACUCACAGGGGCACAGUUUGCAAUCCAGACGCUGUUUAUGUCUUCCCUCUGCGGCAUGUUCUGGGAGCCAGGUGUGCCGUGUAAUCUUGUUAGUGCAUGGCUACAUCCAAUACUAAACGAGGUGCCUGAAGGAACGAAAUUUGAAGACCUGCCGGGCCUUUAUUAUGACAUUCUUGCCAUUAUCUGUGGCAUUCGGCGACCCACGAUAUCUGCGCUUUGGCUUGGAGCUGUAGCUGGGGGGUUGGCCCCGAUCAUCCUUCGCAGGACUAGACGGGGUAGACCCCCUCUGGACCCAGUUGCCUUCCCUUGGACUGGCUGUCUGCAAAGCUUCAUGGACAUUGCUGGCAUGGGGCCUUAUAUCAUCGAUCAAUACAAGAAACAAGUCCGGAGGGCCGACGUCUGGCGACUUCUUCACCUUCCUACAACCGAGGAAGAUGACCUAUCAUACAAUUAUCCACCACGCACACCUUGGGAGCCAUGUGGAAUGAUGGAGACGCGGAAUUGUGCUCUUCGGGUCGCCUCGCAUUUGGACUGUCCACGACAUCACCUCCGUUACCAAUAUUGGAUCUGGGAGCCUGAGAACGGCCCGGCCAUUCAGGACAAAGGGUUUUCGAUGGCAACAGUUAUGCCUACUACGCUGGAUGUAGAUUCUCUCCGAGUGCAAGAUUUACAGCGGUUUCCUCAUAAACCGCUUGAUCAGGACGCAUCGGAAGAAGCGUCGCUGGACAUUUUCCGUUGGUUUAUCACGAAUGGGGAAGGGUUUCCCCCAGGAAUGAUUUAUAAGGAUGAAUGGCUGGAGGGUCUUGAUGAUGAGGAUACUGAUGAGGACCAAGAGGAUGAUGGUAUGAAGUCAAACAGCUCACGAGCAAACCACCCGAAUAAUCUGGAAAAAUGGCUGGCUACUCUUCAAGACCCUUCCACUUAG
Molecule: messenger RNA, 1836 nt
Organism: Aspergillus sclerotioniger CBS 115572
Lineage: Eukaryota; Fungi; Ascomycota; Eurotiomycetes; Eurotiales; Aspergillaceae
Exons: 5
Coding region: 1-1836 (611 amino acids)
Source: RefSeq, a predicted model, not a curated record